Messenger RNA from Oxyura jamaicensis (ruddy duck), 777 nucleotides. It is a transcript of the gene MED31, whose product is annotated as mediator complex subunit 31. The record is from RefSeq and is a predicted model, not a curated record. The coding region runs from base 247 to 624 and encodes 125 amino acids. Gene Ontology annotation, biological process: regulation of transcription by RNA polymerase II. Gene Ontology annotation, molecular function: transcription coregulator activity. Gene Ontology annotation, cellular component: mediator complex; core mediator complex. The transcript is spliced from 4 exons. NCBI's taxonomy places the organism in Eukaryota, Metazoa, Chordata, Aves, Anseriformes, Anatidae.
CGGCUCGCCGUGCCAGCGCCUCGGGGCCGGUCGCCGCGCUGGCGCGGCACCUCCCGCUCACAAGCGGCGCGGGGCGCGUUCCCGCAGGCCUCGGGGCGGGCCCUGCGGGCCGGGCACCGCCCAGCCCGUUGCCGGGCAACCGUCACCACCUUCCCGAGAUGCCCCGGUGACCGUCCCCGCUAGGCUCCCGACCGGAAGUGCCUGCCGCCAUCUUGUGCCUCGGCGGCGCGGGGUGGGCAGGCCGCCAUGGAGGCAGACGAUACAGGAAAUCGACUGCGGUUCCAGCUGGAGUUGGAAUUUGUUCAAUGUCUGGCAAAUCCCAAUUAUCUUAACUUUCUUGCACAAAGGGGCUACUUCAAAGACAAAGCUUUUGUAAAUUAUCUUAAAUAUUUACUAUACUGGAAAGAACCUGAAUAUGCAAAAUAUCUGAAGUAUCCUCAGUGUUUGCAUAUGUUAGAGCUGCUCCAAUAUGAACACUUUCGCAAAGAACUGGUAAAUGCUCAGUGUGCUAAGUUUAUAGAUGAGCAACAGAUUCUUCACUGGCAACACUAUUCACGGAAGAGAAUGCGCCUCCAGCAGGCAUUGGCAGAGCAGCAGCAACAAAACAAUACCUCUGUAAAAUGAAAAAUGCUUGGAAGAGUGAUGAUAAGGUGUACUUCACGUAUUUACAGGAGAGGAAUUAACUGUUUUGUAGGUUUGGCUGUGUGUGUAUUUGUCAAAUGACUUAUUUUUGUCGUUCACCCACUGUACUGACCUUUUAAAGAUAGAAGACUGACA